Molecule: messenger RNA, 1259 nt
Organism: Anopheles maculipalpis
Lineage: Eukaryota; Metazoa; Arthropoda; Insecta; Diptera; Culicidae
Gene: mRpL38
Product: 39S ribosomal protein L38, mitochondrial
Exons: 4
Coding region: 21-1259 (412 amino acids)
Cellular component (GO): mitochondrial large ribosomal subunit
Source: RefSeq, a predicted model, not a curated record
ACUAUCUUCUGCAACAAAACAUGGCCAAUUUAAUUCAGCGAACGUGUGAAUAUUUGCUUCUAAAGCCGUACGUACUCCAACGAUUCGAUAUCCGUUACGGCCACAAGCUUCGUGGUAAAGCGCCCGGCGUUGCGAAAACUCUAGCCGAACGUUUACAAGCUGAAAAGCUACAGGAUCCGGAAGUUACCCGACCGGUCAACAUUGGCUUUCCCUACGUUAAACCCUCCCGUUCGUCACAAUUGUCGGAGCGUCUGGCACACUUAAAAUCGCAAAGAAACAAUGCGACACUGGAGCGACUGUCACGGGAGCGAAAAUUGGAAGUUGAUCUCGAGCAGGUGCGAGACGAUUGGCUUAAAACCAGCGGUCCUUUUCAUGUGAAACGCAUUGCAGAGCAUUACGGCGUGUUCGAGCAUCUGUUCGGACGAUCGGCAUAUUUUGUGCCCCGGAUUGAGCUGAACAUUCAGUACCAGAUGGGUGAGUUGGUACAUCCGGUCCGGUAUGGCAAUAUUCUAAAGCCAAGCGAUACACAAACGGCUCCGAGCGUACAGUUUGAUGUAAACUUUACGUUUGCCGGCGAGAAAGCCGAUGAUCGGCAGCAGGAAAGUUGGUGGUGUCUGCUGUUGACCAAUCCCGACGGUCAUUUCGAGGACAGUGAAAAAGAAUACUGUCACUGGUUUGUCGGAAAUAUCCCGAAUGGAGACAUCUCGAAGGGUGAGGAGUUGAUAUCGUACCUUCAACCGUUCCCACCAAAAGGCACCGGUUAUCAUCGGCAUAUAUUCGUACUAUACAAACAAAAUGCUCGCAUCGAUUUCUCUCAGUACCGCCGGACGGAGACCUUCGAUCUGCCCGGGCGCACUUUCCGUACGCUUGAUUUCUACCGUCAGUAUCAGGAACUCAUCACACCCGCUGGUUUGGCAUUCUUCCAAUCGGACUGGGACGCCAGUUUACCCAGUUUCUAUCACGAAAAUCUUCAGCUGCAGCAUCCGGUGUUUGAGUAUGAUUUUCCCGCACCCUACAUUCGCGAGCAGGAAUGGUUCCCGCUGCGGAAACCUUUCAACCUGUACAUGGACAAAUAUCGCGAUUCGGCCCAAAUCCGGAAAGAGUAUCUGGCACGAAAGCUGGCCAAAACGCAUCCGUUCGACGGGCCCGAACCGGCGCUUCGCUUCCCUAAUGCGCAUCCAGUAAAAGAUGUCCCGUCGUGGUUGCGUACCGAAAUUAAAAAGGAUCGUCUUGGAUGGGGUCGGAUAAAUGAUAUCUAA